Cicer arietinum (chickpea) is the source of this 797-nucleotide messenger RNA. RefSeq lists its product as uncharacterized. The record is from RefSeq and is a predicted model, not a curated record. Lineage: Eukaryota; Viridiplantae; Streptophyta; Magnoliopsida; Fabales; Fabaceae.
UGUUUGAUUAGAGAGAAAACAAUAUGAAAUAAAUUGGACCUUAACCCACGCAUCUACCUUUCGAGUAAGCUCAUUUUAUUGAAUAAUGGGUACCCUUCAAUUUCAAUUUCCACAUCUUCUUUGAAAAGCAUUUGAUUUCCAUGGCAAUGGCACUCAACGCCGCUCUCUAUAUCGUAAAGAUGGCUUGGAUAGCUCUCAGUGGUUGGAUCACUUCUUGUUUAACUAUUGCUGAUGAAUUUGCCACUUCUCUUCGCUCUGGUGAUAUUGGUCCUUUCCAUGUUGGUUGAUUCAAUCAAUUUCCCUUUUUCUCACUUCUCUUUUCCAACUUCACUAUUGGAAAACAAGAUACGAGGGCUUCAAUUGGUAUAUUCUGCAAAUUCUUGACCAAUCAGAUGAUGAGAUGAAUAUUAUGGUAUGGUAGCUGCAUUGAGUUAGACCAUAAUAAGCAAUCAUAAAAAUGGUUUUCUGAAUAUUAUGUUGAGCUUUUAGUGUAAAAGGGGAAAAAAGUACUGAAACUUGUAGGAUGUUAUUAUGUAUUAUGUGUGUAAAAACAUUGCAUUCUGAUUCUAUUUUGAUUUAGCAGAUGAUGCUUAGAAAAUUCAAGGUAAUGUAACUGUCCUUCUACAUAUUUUAUUGCAACAGCAACACUUUUCAUAAUCACUAGUGUGUAGCUACAAUUAUUGUUAACUGGAUAUCAGUUUGAUACCAGCUGGACUCAAUAGCUGUCAUUGAGCUGGAACAUAGUUUUGUGUAGAAUUCUAUUAUUAUCCAAUAAUAAAACGCAUGUUGAAAACAAA